AUGUGGGACCGUGCCCUGACUACACGAUUUUUCUUUCCCAUCCUCGCCUGCACAAGCAGGUUUGGAACCCUAAGAGCAAGAGCGAUGGGAAGACUCUAUUCUAAUUCUAUUCUGUCAGACGAUUUCUUUAUCAUUGUAAUUACAAUCUUCGCCACCCUUCACAGAAGGACGUCGUUCAACCUAGGGCUAACGCGCCUAGCGUUUUACGACAUCGGCUUAAAAGCAUACAGUCAAGCUCGUAGUCAAUCCCUCAAAUCCUCACGGUACUAUAGGUACGGAGGUACGGCAAACGGGCUCACAAGUCGUGGGAGUAACUUCAAGGUGAAUUUGAGCAGUUGGACUAUCUCAGAAGGAUACUUGAUGAAGGCAUGGUCGGACCAAGAUUACAACAACAUCGUUGAUUAUGUAUUAGCAAUUCACAACUUUCCCAAAGGGAAGCAUAAGUUCUCACAGCAAUCU
Molecule: messenger RNA, 459 nt
Organism: Striga asiatica
Lineage: Eukaryota; Viridiplantae; Streptophyta; Magnoliopsida; Lamiales; Orobanchaceae
Source: the annotation of a GenBank genome assembly